UGUACUACAGUACUACAUGUACUGGUGGUGUGGUAAGGAGGCUUUGGAGUUGAAGACUCCUUCCUGCAGAGUGAAGUCAAAAAUAUCCAGCUCAAAACGCCUUUGUGAAGUGUGCAUCUAUUUCUUCAAUUCACACGGGACUUUUUUUGCGACAACCGUGCAGAGUCAAUCGCAUUUGUGAAGCAGAACUGCGAAGCGCGAGGAAAUAGCUUUUUCCUGGUCGUUAAACUGAAGUGAGGCUGCGUCCGACUGUCACUUGAACAGCGUUUAUUCCUGCUAUUUCAGCGUCAUUUGAAAUUGAUCAAAGGAAUCUCUCACUCUACAGCAGGAAUCUCUCACUCUACAGCAGGAAUCUCUCACUCUACAGCAGGAAUCUCUCACUCUACAGCAGGAAUCUCUCACUCUACAGCAGGAAUCUCUCAUUCUACUCCAGGAAUCUCUCCCUCUACUCCAGGAAUCUCUCACUCUACACCAGGACACAAAGGAGAGGAGGAGAAGACGGAGAGAAAUAAAACCAAACAGGGACUCCAUCGUUCAUCCAUCUUCCCCAAGGCUCCACAGGCUGUCCAUCAAUCUGUCCAUCCAUCUAUUGAUCAAUCCAUUAAUACAUUCAUCCCUCCCUCCAUCGGUCAUGAUAUCCUGGGACUGGCUAAGGGGAGCGUCCAUGCUACUGGCGUUCCAUGCCUCCGUCUCCAUGGUGAUGAUUGGGAACGGUAACCGCGGUAACGGUACGGCCCCCGGCUGGGAUGGUAUUCUGGAGAAGUACUUUGUUGAAGAGGGGGACUGGUGGCAGGCCAAGCAGAGAGGGAAGAGGGCCAUCACAGAUGCAGACACGACCGCCAUACUAGAUCUGCACAACAAGCUAAGAGGACAGGUCCACCCACCUGCUGCUAACAUGGAACACAUGGAGUGGGACACAGAGUUAGGAGCGUACGGCCGAGGAGUGGGCUGAGACUUGUCUUUGGGAACACGGUCCGGCUGGUCUGCUCCCAGAUAGGACAGAACCUGGGAGCGCACUGG
This is a messenger RNA of Oncorhynchus masou masou (cherry salmon), 1020 nucleotides long. RefSeq names its product cysteine-rich secretory protein LCCL domain-containing 1-like. The transcript is spliced from 3 exons. The record is from RefSeq and is a predicted model, not a curated record. NCBI's taxonomy places the organism in Eukaryota, Metazoa, Chordata, Actinopteri, Salmoniformes, Salmonidae. Bases 632 to 952 code for a protein of 106 amino acids.